UUUUGUUUUUUGUUUUUUUUAAACCCUACAAACACACUCCAAGUGUCGGUCGAGGCACGCCCCUACCCCCUGCCCUCGAAAUGCUUGGAAUGAGGAUGCGCCUUGUUGGUCACGUGACACCGCCGUCCAGUGUGUCCUCGCCAGGCAACGGUCCUAGAGACCGACAACACCGUUUGCCGCAGCAUGAACGUGAUCUACCCUCUUGCGGUGCCCAAGGGGCGCCGGCUCUGCUGUGAGGUGUGCGAAGCGCCAGCCGAGCGGGUCUGCGGGGCCUGCACAGUCACUUACUACUGUGGUGUGGUUCAUCAAAGAGCUGAUUGGGGCAGCAUCCAUGAGAAGAUAUGUCAGCUCCUGAUUCCCCUGCGCACUUCCAUGCCCUUCUACAACUCAGAGGAAGAACGGCAGCAUGGCCUGCAGCAGCUGCAGCAGCGGCAGUUUUUUUUUCCACAGAAGCAUUUGAUCGAAUUUUGCUACACCGUCGCCCAGAAAUAUAUCUUUGAAGGAAAACAUGAAGAUGCUGUCCCGGCAGCUUUGCACUCUCUUCGCUUCCGCAUGAGUGUUCAUGGCCUGAGUUCAGUAGAGCUGGUACCUGCUUACCUGCUGUUGGCCGAGGCCAGCCUUGGUCUGGGCCGGAUCGUCCAGGCUGAGGAAUAUCUAUCCCAAGCGCAGUGGACAGUCCUCAAAUCAACUGAAUGUUGUUAUGCCACCCACUCCUUACUGCAUCGGAACCUGGGACUUCUCUACAUGGCUAAGGAAAACUAUGAGGAAGCCCGUUAUCAUCUGGCCAAUGAUAUUUAUUUCGCCAGUUGUGCAUUUGGAACAGAGCACAUCAGGACCUCAGGAGGCUACUUCCACCUGGCUAAUAUCUUCUAUGGCCUUAAAAAGUUGGACCUGGCAGACACAUUGUACACCAAGGUCUCUGAGAUCUGGAAUAAAUAUUUGAACAAUCACUAUCAAGUCCUCUCACAGGCUCGCACCCAACAAAUAGAUCUACUAGGCAAGCAAUUUGAGACCGACACUGGCUUGGAUGAAGCCCAGGAAGCAGAAGCCAUUCAGAUCCUGACUUCAAUCUUGAACAUUCGAGAAUCUACAUCUGACAAAGCCCCCCAAAAAACAAUCUUUGUUCUAAAAAUCCUGUUCAUGCUUUACUACCUGAUGAUGAAUUCUUCAAAGGCAAAGGAAUACGCCAUGAGAGGCCUGGAUCUAGCCAAAGAACAGCAGCUCAGUGUCCAUGAACAAAACACCAUUCAAGACUUACUAAAUCUCAUCUCAGCUGAGGAAACUCAUCCCAUUACAUAGUGACCCAAGAGCUCUGCAUCAUGGACUAUUGAGCAUCUAAUGUAUUCCAGCCUUGCAUAGCUGCUUUGAGGUGCUAUGAAUUGCUGAAGUGCCCACCCUCUUCCCCUGGGAUUGCACUCAUAGCUGUGUUUUUAUUGUUUCACAGCAUAUGUUGGGGAAUAUAGAGCUUUUGGCAUAGAAAUCAGUAAAACUCUUGUUUAUCAUGACUUUGAUAAACUCUUGUGUAUCACGACUUUGAAUAAUGUGCUACCAGUUCACUAACAAGGUAUUUAUAAUUAAACUGCAAAUAGUUUAUCCUAUUUCUCAGAGGUCUCCCAGUGAUGCAUUCUUCAUAGAUCUUUGCCAAAGAAAGGGGUAGGGAAUAGAGCUAUACUGGAGUAAAGUUUCUCUAUUCUACUGUAAUUAAGUUAGCAUUAAUCUGAGGUAGAUUGUGAUUAAAAUGCCCAUUAUAAUUCCUAGAGCAAUCACUAAGGAAAGUAAUCUAAAAAACAGUUAAAAUCAACAAGGAAAUUAAAAUGGUACACUAGAAAAGAUCCACUUAAUGCAAAAGAAGACAGUAAAGGAGGAAUGGAGGAACAAAAAGAUGUGAGACAUAUGGAAAACAAAUAGCAAAAUGCAGACAUAAAUUGUAGGUCUUUGCCAGAAAAGGCCCCUGGGCCUUUCAAGGAGCUCCAGUAUGGAUUGGCCGAGUUACCAUUCCACAUUGGUGUCUCUUUUCUCAGACAAUUAUUUGAAGGGGAUGUGAGCCAUAUACUGUCUAGGGGGGAAGUACUCUGGAAGGUCCCCUGUGAUGUAGGGGACAGAGUGUAGGCAUUGGAGCAGACAUGCCUGGGUUCAAAUCCCAGCUUUCUCACGUAACAGCUCUGUGACCUUGAUUCACCGCCUCCCACCCCUCCACACACACCCAACCUCCUCAUUAUGUUCUAAAAUGGCCCAGGUGUGGCCAUGGCUGUAUCAGCUAGUGCCAUCGAGGACUCUGGUCAUUUAGCGCAUCCUUUUUUUCUCCAGACUCACUAAGCAGCCUGCCCAUUACCACUUUGCUUCCUGGGUAGAUCUGUACCAGGGAGAGGUUAUGCAAAUCAAAGACCUGUGGGAGAGUUUUAUGUUCCUCACUUACAUUAAUUCCCUCAGGCACAUAUAAUAAAAAUAUGUCAGAUGGCCACCCUGCACCUUCAGGUCUAGGUAAAAUCCGCUUGGGGCAUUCUUAUGCUUCUGCAAGAUGGCUGUGAAGUCCCAGGGCCUUACUUUUCUGUCUCUCACUUCAGUUUUUAGCAUCGAUUAUCAAUACUUUGUCACUCUCCACAUCUUGUCUUGUAGCUGUUUUUUUCAUCUCUUUAGGGACACAUCCCUUCUUCUUGAUUCUCACCUCCUAACCCCAGAUAUGAGCCAGCUCCUUCAAAUAGAUGUUGAAUGAAGAUUGGAGUGAGGAGAAGGACCAAUGGCUCUUCGGCAGAUAAUUUAAAAGAAAAUAUUAGAACUUCCUUAUUCUAAAAAAAUCCUUCAAAGUCCAUUUCAUUAAACUCUAGUUCUCUUCUUUACCAUAGUCAUUGGCCCCUUUCUCUUUUUCCCCCCUCCCUUAUCUGUUUUCUGUUCUCUCCACCCCUGAAUUCUGUUCAUGAUUCCUUUCCCAUCGAGUAUAUUUAUAAAAUUACUGUUUCAAUUUAUUGUUCCUAUUGACUGAUUUUCCUCUUGGUUAUGGCUCAUAAUUUUCUGCUUUUUCACAUCAUG
Balaenoptera ricei (Rice's whale) is the source of this 3027-nucleotide messenger RNA. It is a transcript of the gene ZMYND12, whose product is annotated as zinc finger MYND-type containing 12. The transcript has 8 exons. The record is from RefSeq and is a predicted model, not a curated record. Bases 184 to 1299 code for a protein of 371 amino acids. NCBI's taxonomy places the organism in Eukaryota, Metazoa, Chordata, Mammalia, Artiodactyla, Balaenopteridae. Gene Ontology annotation, molecular function: protein binding.